AUGUUACGUCCUCGUCGAAGUGUUCGUAAUGGUGCUAUUGAAAAAAAAACAAGCAUUUCUUCAUCAACAUCAAAUCCUAUUCCAUCACCACCUUCUCCUCCUCAAAUUUCAAAUUUAGAAGAACCAGAACAACCACUUCGUUUACUUGAACCACGAGAAUGUGUUGGACGAUCAAUUCAAAUUGGUUUAAAUGAAGAAAUUGAACUUUUAUUUAAAAAUCCACCAUCAUCUGAUCGAUUAUCACCAAUUCCUUCCGAACUUAAAACACAAAAAACAGAUAUUAUUUCAAAUGAUACAAAUUUAACUGAUGAUCCACCUAAAUUUCAACGUACUGAAACAUUUAUAAGAUAUAUUGAACCAACACAAAGUGAACUUGAUGAAAUGAUUGAAUAUGAAAUGGAUGAAAUGGAUCUUACAUGGUUGAAACAAGUUAAUCAAGAACGUUCUAAACGUAAUUUACGUCCAGUUAAAGAAGAAGAAUUUGAAUUAUUAAUUGAUCGAUUAGAAAAAGAAUCUCAUUUUCAAGCACUUGUCAAUGGUGAUGACUUAGGACAAUCUAUUGAUGAAGAUGCUCUAUGUGUUAUAUGUUUGGAUGGAGAAUGUUCUAAUUGUAAUGCUAUUCUUUUCUGUGACAUGUGUAAUAUGGCUGUUCAUCAAGAAUGUUAUGGAGUACCUUAUGUACCUGAAGGUCAAUGGUUAUGUCGUCGUUGUUUUCUUUCACCAUCAAAAUCAGUUCAAUGUGUUUUAUGUCCAAAUCGUUUUGGUGCUUUUAAACAAGUUGAUGAUGGUGAACGUUGGGCACAUGUUGUUUGUGCUAUUUGGAUACCAGAAGUUCAUUUUGCUAAUACAGUAUUUCUUGAACCAAUAUGUAAUAUUAAUCAAAUUCCUACUGCACGUUGGCGUUUUACAUGUUAUAUAUGUAAACAAAAAAAUGUUGGCGCAUGUAUUCAAUGUGCUAUACGUUCAUGUUGUACAUCAUUUCAUGUAACAUGUGCUCAACAAGCUGGUCUUUAUAUGGAAAUAGAUGAAAAUGAUGAAAAUGAAUCAAUUGCUAAUGAUGAUGUAUCAAAUAGUGCAUUAACAAAUAAAUAUAAAAAACCACCACCAAAAGGUACAACACGUUCACCACCACCUAUACGACGACGUGCUUAUUGUCAUCAACAUACACCAUUAGAAGUUGUUCGAUCGAAAACAAAAGGCCGAACAAAAAAAGAUGAAAAUGAAGAAGAAGCAUUAGAACGUAUACAAAAAGAACGUAUGAAAACAGCACGAAAAAUAUUAGCUGAAAGACGUAAAUGUGAUCGAUCUGUAUCAGUACCAGUCGUACCGAAAGAAAAAAUGGAAAGUGUUUUAAAUAAAGUAACUUUUUCUGAUCGUGAUAAUUUUUUUAAACGUAUUCAAGCAUAUUGGACAUUAAAACGUAUGUCAAGAAGUGGUGUACCAUUAUUAAAACGUCUUCAAAAUCAACGAUCAACAAAGAAAAAAUCAAAUAAUACACAAGAAUAUACUGAUAAACAAUUAUCUCAACAAAUGGUUCAAUGGCGUCGUCUUCGACAAGAUCUUGAACGAACAAGACUUCUUGUUGAAUUAAUACGUAAACGUGAAAAAUUAAAACGUGAUUUAUGCAAUUUCAUUGGAACUAAAAUGUGA
Molecule: messenger RNA, 1650 nt
Organism: Rotaria sordida
Lineage: Eukaryota; Metazoa; Rotifera; Eurotatoria; Philodinida; Philodinidae
Source: the annotation of a GenBank genome assembly